Molecule: messenger RNA, 1146 nt
Organism: Leptosia nina
Lineage: Eukaryota; Metazoa; Arthropoda; Insecta; Lepidoptera; Pieridae
Source: the annotation of a GenBank genome assembly
AUGGUGACAAUACGGUGCCGCUUUAGAAUUAAGGAGCUAUACAAAGCAGCUAAACAAUAUAUAACAUGGAAGAUUACACAGCUGGUGCUUACAUUCCAAUCUCUUACCUACAAUGACCAUAUGAGUCGCAAUUAUGCUAUAGAUUGCUUAUUAGAGCCAAUAUUUUGGUUUGUCGAUAAUUUUGCUGGUUACCUGGGAAGGGUGUUUGUAUUUUGUGUGACAAUUCUCACGACAGCUGUGGUCGGAGUUGCCUAUUGGAUUGGUUUACCAUAUUGGUGGCAUAGGAAUCCAUAUUUAACAGUGUUUCUAGUUAUUUUUGGCAACUGGCUACUGCUUAAUAUUGUGUUCCACUACUAUAUGGGUGUGGCGACACCGCCCGGCUAUCCACCACAUGGUACAAUGCUGAUAGAAGCAGCUAGCAUAUGCAAGAAAUGUAUAUCACCAAAACCACCGAGAACACACCAUUGUUCAGUGUGUGAUAAAUGCAUUCUCGCAAUGGACCAUCACUGCCCAUGGCUGAAUAAUUGUGUGGGAUACUUUAAUGCCAGAUACUUCUACUUAUAUAUGGCGUAUAUGGUAGCUGGAGUUACCUUUGUUAUUGUAUUUGGACUUGAUAUAGGCUAUCAAGUACUUUGGGUUUACGAAGAUACAACACCGAUAAAGGAUGAACCAGAUUUGAUUGGCCACCCCCUCAGAUUAAACAAGAGCGGUGUACUUGUACCUGUUAAGGACAUACCGGAAUAUGAUGCCAUAAACUUCCCUCGCGAGCACAUUUUGCCCACACCAGAAAUAACGGAAGCUCAGCUCAUAUCUGCUGACCCUUGGAAACGAAAAGCCGUGGUCUUCAUGGCCGUGACCUGCCUCUCAGUGCUUAUUGCAUUAGGAAGUCUUGUAGUCGUGCACGGCAAGAACAUAAGCCGUGGUGAAACCAGUGUUGAGAAGUAUAUAAAUGAAGGUAUGAGGAAAAAAUAUAAUUCAUUCAGAAACCCAUACAACUUUGGAAGGAGGAAAAAUUGGAGGAACUUCCUCGGCUUAACACAAGGUAGGACUGUUCUACGGCAUGUGCUGUUACCAUCACCACAUGCCCCAACUGGGAAUGGUCUUGCAUGGCAUACUAUUAACAGUGACUUGGAAGACUGGCCAUAG